Molecule: messenger RNA, 3078 nt
Organism: Chelmon rostratus (copperband butterflyfish)
Lineage: Eukaryota; Metazoa; Chordata; Actinopteri; Chaetodontiformes; Chaetodontidae
Gene: ercc4
Product: excision repair cross-complementation group 4
Exons: 10
Coding region: 96-2795 (899 amino acids)
Biological process (GO): nucleotide-excision repair involved in interstrand cross-link repair; double-strand break repair via homologous recombination; resolution of meiotic recombination intermediates
Cellular component (GO): nucleotide-excision repair factor 1 complex
Molecular function (GO): single-stranded DNA endonuclease activity; damaged DNA binding; single-stranded DNA binding
Source: RefSeq, a predicted model, not a curated record
CAACCCGUGAGUGGUUGUCUAACAAUGGUAUUAGUGAUAUUUAGCUAACAUUUGUCAUUCGGGGUGAGAGAAAAAUCUAUUUUUGUGGCUCCAACAUGGCGGGUCCACUGCUGGAGUUUGAGACUGAGAUGUUUCUGAGUCUGUUCGGCUGUGACGGGCUGCUGGUGGUGGCGGAGGGGAUGGGGAUAGACCGCAUCCUACUUCAAUUCAUGCGGGUUUACUCUGAGCAGGGGAGCCUGGUCCUCCUGCUCAACACAACCACACCUGAACAGGAGUAUUUUACAGAGCAGCUGCGAAUGGAGGGUGUGGCCCACCUGCCCAGGACGGUCACCAGCGACGUCCAGAGCACUGAGCGCUAUAAUGUAUACACUGAGGGAGGGGUGCUGUUUGUCACCAGCAGGAUCCUGGUGGUCGACUUCCUCACUGACCGCAUCCCUGCUCAUCUCAUAUCAGGCAUCCUGGUGUACCGUGCUCAUAAAAUCAUUGAGUCAUGUCAGGAGGCGUUCAUCCUUCGUCUGUUCAGACAGAAGAACAAGACAGGCUUCAUUAAAGCCUUCACUGACAAAGCCACGGCCUUCUCCUCAGGCUUCUGCCAGGUGGAGCGUGUGAUGAGGAACCUCUUUGUCAAAAAGCUCUACCUGUGGCCCAGGUUUCAAGCAUCCGUAAACACAGCACUGGACAGGCACAAGCCGGAGGUGGUGGAGCUGCAUGUGUCUUUGAUGCCAGCUAUGAGGGCCAUCCAGAGCUCCAUCCUGGAUAUCAUGAGCGCCUGUCUGAAGGAGCUCAAACGCUACAACCCCACCCUCGAGGCCGAAGACCUCUCCCUAGAGAACACGCUGGGAAACACCUUUGACAAGACCAUCCGUCACUACCUGGACCCCCUGUGGCAUCAGCUGGGAGCCAAGACCAAGGCCCUGGUCCAGGACCUGAAAGUGCUGAGGGUUCUCUUGCUUUACCUCACCCAGUACGACUGUGUGACCUUCCUCAAUCUGCUUGAGUCGCUGCGCUCCAGCCAAAAGAUCUUUGGAUCCAAUUCAGGGUGGUUGUUCCUGGACUCCAGUACCUCCAUGUUUGUGAAUGCCAGGGGCAGAGUGUACCGCAUCCCUGAGAGCAAAAAGAAACUCAAAGUGGGAGCGGAGGCAGAGAAACAAAAGCCAUCCUCUGCCUUAGAGGUGAAGCGGGAACUGGUGCUGGAGAAGAGCCCAAAGUGGGAGGCUCUGACUGAGGUACUGCAGGAGAUUGAGAGGGAGAACAAGAGCUCUCAACAAGAACCAGGUCAUGUGCUGAUCUGUGCCAGUGACGACAGGACUUGUGCCCAGCUGCAGCAGUACAUCAGGCACGGCUCUGACUGGCUGCUCAACCGACUGUAUGCCCGCACGAUCGGUAAACGGGACUCCGCCGCAGCCGCUGCUUUUGAACUUGACUCACACAAAAAGGGCAAAGGCUGGCCUACAAAAGGAGCCAAGGGAAAGGAGCCUGCACAGAAAAAAAACACAAAAUCCACAAAGAGUAAAAAAAGGCCAUCCCUGACCCUGACCCAGAUGAUGGGGAAGGAGGAGACAGACGGAGCAGUGGUGAUGGGCAGCAGUGGAGAUGAGGAUGAACCGAUGGAGGAGGAGGAAGGUGAGGAAGAACCGCUGAAGCUGGAUUUGUCAUCGGAUGCCUACUACGGUGUCCUAAAGGAGCCGCUGACUGUCAUUCACCCACUGAAAGGCCUCACUGACCCCCACAGCCUGACCCGGGUGCUGUAUAAGGUGGAGCCCAGUUUCGUGGUGCUGUACGACGCUGAAGUCAGUUUCGUCCGCCAGCUGGAGAUCUACAAAGCUAGCCGGCCCGGAAAGCCACUGAGGGUCUAUUUCCUCAUCUAUGGAGGCUCGACAGAAGAACAGAAGUACCUGACGGCACUGUCCAAGGAAAAGAAAGCCUUCGAACACUUGAUCAGGGAAAAGGCCACUAUGGUCAUCCCAGAGGAGAGGGAGGGGCGGGAAGACACCAACUUGGACCUUGCAAGGAAUUUAGAGCCUGCCAAUGCCACCACCAACACCCGCAAAGCAGGAGGCCAGGAGCAGCCCAAAGAGCCCUCCCGAGUCAUUGUGGACAUGCGUGAGUUCCGCAGUGAGCUCCCCUCCUUGCUGCACCGCCGUGGGCUGGACAUCGAGCCUGUCACCCUAGAAGUAGGUGAUUACAUCUUGACCCCGGACACAUGCGUCGAGCGCAAGAGCGUCAGUGAUCUGAUUGGCUCGUUGCAGAGCGGCCGCCUCUACACCCAGUGUCUCUCAAUGAUCCGCUACUACAGGAAACCAGUGCUUCUCAUUGAGUUUGACCCAGCGAAACCGUUUUCCUUAAUGGCCCGGUCGGAUUUCCGUCAUGAGAUAUCGUCUAAUGAUAUUUCUUCAAAACUCACCUUACUCACCUUGCAUUUCCCCCGGCUGCGUAUCCUGUGGUGCCCCUCGCCACACGCCACAGCUGACCUCUUUCUGGAUCUAAAGCAAGGUCGCUCCGAACCCGAUGCUGCAGCAGCUCAGGCUGUCACAGCAGAGUCAGACGUGGUGGCGGAGUCGGCAGACCUCUACAACCCCGGACCUUAUGACUUCCUGUUGAAAAUGCCUGGGGUCAAUACAAAAAACUACAGGGCUCUUAUAAAAAAUGCAGACAGCCUGGCAGAUUUAGCCAAACUUAGCCAAGACAAGCUUGCUGAAAUACUCGGGAAUGCUAACAAUGCUAAGUUGUUGUACGAGUUUUUCCAUCAUGUCGCUGAUGCCCCUGCUCCUGUGCAGAAGGCCAAACAGACAUGAUAGCCAGUAAAGCGUCUGGUGAAUGUAUAAAGAUAUAUUUUUCCUGUCAUCAGGAUUAGUUUUACAUGAAUUCACACCUUAUAUUUGUAAAGUUUGAGUCUUUAUCAUCAAAAGUGAAAUAUGUAUUAUAUUGAUGUACAGAAUGAACUGAAAUAAUUCAGGUUUCUCUCUUGUAUUAUGUGAACUACUCUGCAAAUGAAACAUGUAUUAGAUUUUUAAAAAUGACUUGCAAAAAAAAAAAGAAUUUUAUAAAUGUUUUGUAUAAUAUUUCUUUCAAAAUAAA